CAGAGAUUGCUGUAUAUAUGUACAUCUUAUCUGCUAUGAUGGGGAAGGACGGCCAGUCGCACUGCAGAUAACAACGACCCAACUCCGUCAUAGGCCAUGUGAAAUCAAAGCCAAAAAGGAUUAAUAUAUCACGGAAGAGAGAUAUUUAUGUGAAUUGUUCAUAAAAACACUCCAGAAUGGCUAACUUGGACAGAAUUGGUGUGGUCCUGGUAAUUUUAGUGAGUACGUGUUUAGCUCAAAAGGGCAAACUGGAUAAUAUUCCUGGUCUGGAUUUCAGCGUCUGUGAUGUCACUCACAAUAUUUCUUUGUCUCCACUGCCAAGCCUCGCCCCAGACUUCUCUACAGUGCUGGAAUGGAAGAUUAUCAAUAAGAACCUCACAGUCAGUGUUCACGAAUACAAGUCAAAGAUCGAAAUGAAGAACUCCAUUAUAGUUACGAAAGAGGGCAUCACCACAAGAGUUUUAUUUGACAACUUUGUGGAGCAGUAUGCCAUCAUAAAACAGGAGUUGAGCGGUGCCUACACCUGUAAAACGUAUCAACGUAACAGUGAGUUAACACUCAUUGACAAUGAGAUCUGGUACGUCACCACCUCAGAGCUGUUCAAAACCAUCCAGACAUCUCAUGUGCAUUUUGUGGGGACGACAGUUAUACGAGGUAUAGACGUGAACCACUAUAACUCUUGCAUGUUUGUAUACUCCUACAAUAUGACCAUCAAGGUAGACCUGUAUCUUGCAGAGAAAGGAUGGAAGUCACCGUUUGCGCCCCCAGAUGCUGUGAUUCCCGUUAGAAUAGAGAUAAGAGGAACAGUGAAUCUCCAAAAUCCCUUCCAUGUCAUCGGGGACUACCUCGAUUAUAAACCUUCCCCAUUGAUAGAUCAAACUAUGUUACAGCAACCUCCAGGAGUAUACUGCCAUGGUUACGGACCCCUAGCACAAUCCAGACGUGUGUCUAGCAGCUUUUCAGCAGUUCUGGAGAAAAUUGACUUGGAUUUUAAAAAGAUCUCAUAUGAAACUAUAUACUUUGAUGCCGAACGACAAAGAAUACGCAGAGAUCAUAAAUCAGCAGAUGGAACAGAUUCUGACACGUUCUCAGAAUACUACGACUUCAAAACAGGUAUUCUGUACACUGUGGACACUUACAUCGGAGUGUGUACGCUCUCCACGCUACAGAAGGGCGUCCGUUACGUGGCUGAACAAUCCAACAGUGCCAUACCCAAUAGCCUCAGUAUGGUCAAUGCUGCGGAAGUGUUCCACCUCAACACAAAUUUGAUACAGUAUAUUGGCAAGAGAUUAACCCGUGGAGUAUACUGUCAGGUAUGGUGUGGGUUAUAUUUGGACCAGGAGACCGGCAGUAACAAUACAGUGGAAUGGUACUUUACUGAGGCUGCUUGGGUUGAGGCGUCUGGUAACUCUUUGAUAGCUGGAGCAUUGAUUCGCAUGGAUGUCUGGAAGGGAACUGACAACAAACCCACAAGCUACCACAUCCACAAUAUGGACAGUUCCAUUCCACCACUAUCGACCUUUGACCUCAGUGCCUGCUUUACGUCAGAGAAGAAGACUCAUUUCAUCAUAAAGUUUCAAAUACUGGGAAAUAAAAAGUAUAAAGAUAUUAGCGAGUCCUUCCUUCUAAAUACUAUCCAUGAGGAGCUGUCCACCGAUUCCUUUAUUGAUCCAGUCCGGAUCACAAACAUACAGAUAGAGCCCAUCAAUAACAGGUCAUUUGUAUUUGUGGGCACCCUAUUAGACCAGGCCCCCAUCAUCAACCCUUAUAUUAUACCUCCAGUGUAUAAUCGCAUCUCAUUGGACGCCUCGCUGGAUUUCCUCCACGGAAUGAUUGAUGGUACUUGGAAGAAAAACGUUACUGGGAAAACAGGGGAGGGAAUAUUGAUUGUUGGCAACGAAAUCGUAGAGCUGAGCUACAGACAAGAGUUAGCCACCACGACGACGAUGAGUACCCAGAGACCAACAUUUUUAGUACCCACGCUCCCUCAUCUCACCAAUACCUCUGGGGGUCCUCCAAGCCCUGGCUCCGUGAAACCUUCUCCAACGCCAGCCCCACCUUCCACUGGUCCUGCAAGCACAUCUAAAGCCAGUCCAACACUCAAACCAACACCGAAACCAACUCCCAAACCAACCCCCAAACCGCCCGCCAGACCAGUGACCAAACCAAGAGUUACUCCCAGUUCAGCACCUCCAACCCCGUGUAGCUGUCCGACGGCAACAUGUCCGACAGUAACUCCAGCAUCUACACCUGCUCCGGUCAAAUGUCCUACAGUGUUGUGUCCCAAAGUGACGCCGGCUCCGGCACAAACCGCUGCACCAGUCAAAUGUCCGACAGUUACUUGUCCCACUCCGCCUCACCAAGCAAGGUCGUCUCCGAGGAUUCAGACAUCUUCAGCGUCUCCCGCAACAGCGGCAAAUAAUCAACAGGCUUCACAACAAAGUCCCAAGAGUUCUGGAGGUGUUUCAGGAGGUGCGGCUGCUGGCAUAGCCAUCAUCAUGUUGGUUGUAGGACUAGGGAUUGGGUUUCUUGUCACGAGACUUUAUCAUGUGCGAAACAUUCAAGGAUUAUUGCAACGGAAACCAAAUGAUUACGAUGACGAUGGAAAUUUUUAACUCGGAAUGUGUUUAGAUAUUGCAGUUCCCCGUUGUUUAUCUGUUGAUCAGAAAACUUUAUGUUGUGUGUGGAGUUUCAGCAAUAUUUUCAUCAUAUUUGUACGAAAGUGUGUGUUCUUGCCGUAAUGUAAUGGUGUGAACUAUAAUGACAUAUAUGUUUAACUCCUGUCAAAGCUUUUGCAAUGUUUUUGUAUGAAUGCCAAAGAAUAGCCAUGAAUGGAAAAUUUCAUUCCUUGACCACCUGGUGGUUUUUUUUAAUAAUUCUCUCAUGACCUUACAUUUAAUAUUCACAUGACCUUUGUUCAGCCCUAUUCAAUUCAUCAUGAUUAUUGUAAGGAUCUUCUACAAUGAUUUAAUAUGAAUCCAAAUAAUUUUAUUUAACGAUCACAUAACACUUGACUGAUACAGUUUUUUAAGGAGUGAAAAGUCAGGUAAGAUGAUGCAGGAAUCGCACAAUGAUUCGAUACCACAUUCCAUAAUGUGACACGGCUUCACACGACUUGUACAGUUUAAUACGACAGCAGUACAAUGCAGUAUGGAUUUUGAAAAUUGACUAAUAGAGUACAGAAGUUUUUAACAGUUUUCGACUAAGAAUACUCAAAAACAAUAGCAAAACCGUGAUUUUUGAACAUUUUCAACGUUGAUACAUGUAUAAGCAAAGCAAAACGCAGGAUCCAAAACACACUACAAUCACAGAGCUCGUUUGCAGGGUGACCUUCACAAAUGCAGGUGACAUUGGAAGUAAGAGAAAUAGUUCUUAUGAACACUUUUGAGCGACAACCUGGCCCCAAGUGUGCUCUUGAUCAAUUAUGGUUCAAAUCUCUUCAUCCGUACAGAAAAAGGAUUUAAUGCUUACCUGUUUUCCUGUAUUGGGCCCCGCUCCUCUGCCCCAAGGGGAGGCGGGGGCGUGAUUUCCAUUUAUAUAUCACAUUGAGUUGCCUUUGUCAAUCGAUGUUCCGGACCAGAUUUUGUUAAAAUUUCUUCAGUAAGAAGGGAGGAAGAUUUAGAGUUUAACCUCUAUUUUUAGAUUGAUCAGAAACUCAUUUAUCUUGUAAGCUUAUGUUUUUGGCAAGAGGUCAAAUAAUGCCAGGAAGAUUUCUGGUUCCUUGACAGGGACAAAGACGUUUUUUUGUAUUUCAUGUGAAGCAAAAGGGAUAAUUGUAGGCCUAUAGGAUCUAAUUAUGUUGGCACCACAGGGACAUGAGAAUUUGUUACGGAUAUAUUUGGACCUAGUAAAAUUUACAUGAGUAAAUUUACAUGUUUUAGGGGUUUAGAUCACCUUUCGUUAAAAGUGCCGCCCCCAAUGAUGAUAUAUACAAGAAGCUAAGGGGUGGCAUUUUUACAGUGUAGAAUGAAUCUGAACACCUUGGUUUAGGUCUAAAUAUAGCUACAACAAAUUCUCAUGUCCCUGUGUGUCACUGUCAGUGUUGUUGACUGCACAAAACUUUCACUCAAGUUCAAUUAAUAGUUGUAUCCGAAAUUCAAUAUGGACACCAUCUUUUAUCAUACAGAGAUGUUUCAAGAGGGCAUCUUAAGAAGAAAUAAUAGGAUUUUAAAGUUUGGUGCUUGGCGAUGGUAUUUUCCUAAUAUACUUUUUUUUACUCAAUACUCAAGUUCAGUGCUAGGCUUGUGAUAUUUGCCUAGUAACCUUUUACUCUGCGCUCAUGUUCAGUGCUGGGCUAAUGAUAUUUGCC
Molecule: messenger RNA, 4309 nt
Organism: Mizuhopecten yessoensis (Yesso scallop)
Lineage: Eukaryota; Metazoa; Mollusca; Bivalvia; Pectinida; Pectinidae
Exons: 17
Coding region: 177-2615 (812 amino acids)
Source: RefSeq, a predicted model, not a curated record